GACAGUGUCGCGCGCGCACAGCGAGACUGAGUCUCAGUGGCUGCCAGUCGAAACGAUAUACACACACACAAAAACCAACGCAAACGACAGAUAACAAUAACUGUAACCAAAUAAUCUGCCAAAAAAUAUUGAAAACAAAAAAAAAUACAUAGAGAGAGAGAGAGAUAGAGAGAAGAGAGUGAAGUCGCACACAGCGAUUUUUAUAUCGCAUCAUAACUCAAUGUCGUGUGUGUCUCUGUGCCAUGUGUAUCAGUUGAAAACCGUCGGAAUUGGUUUUUAUGAUGCCGUUCGCCCCCUAACAUGGAAAAGUCGUCGAAAUAAGCACACAAUAGCUCAACGCGGAUUCCGAAUCGCCCAUCAUGUGCUGUGCUCAGAACAAGCAGACAAGAAUAUAUAUACCAAACAAUUUCGGGUGAAAUCGUCGUUUGCUAUUGGGGACAUAUAAAUUUUCCACUAUAAACAUGCUACGACAAAUUUUUUUUCCUUUUGCGUCGUUCGUUUCUCUGUUCAGCAGAAAAAAAAGAGCAAAGCAGAGGAUUCAACUCGCCAAAAAGUCUGGAACAUUUUAAUGGCUGUUUUCAGCAAUAAUGUAGCAGAAGAAGUUUAUCAUAGCGCAUUGUUCGACAUCAAACUGAGUUUUACUUGAAAAGAGUUCAAACACAAUUAUAAAUGAAAUGAGAAUGCAUUGAAAACCAACAUUCAUAAAUAUUUUCAGCAAAUAAUAACUUAAAGAUGAUUUUGUUUUUCUUUUCUCGUUUCAUGUGAGGGAACAAUUUCAAAUUGGAUCGCAAGAUUAAGUACGUCAAUCCAAUUUCGAUUUUCGUAUUUGAUCUAGUACUCCAUCGCCUCCGAAAUGUCAGAUCAUUAAGCAACGAAUUAAACGCGCGCAACUUGACAGUCGCAGAGAUGGUUUGACUCAAACAAAAAACGUUCACACAGCAUAGUGCACAACGAAGCGAACAGCAUUUUUUAUUCGCAAACAGAGAGAGAGAGAGUAAAAAAACAGAGUGAAGAAAAGAGAUCGUGACAUAUUUUCGUGGUUAAUUGGAAUAAACAUGGAGCAUAACAUUGAACAGAACUUAAGUUUGUACGAGGACAAACUACAGUUUUACUUGGUUUACUCUCCAAAUGAUAGCCAAUUGUCACCGCAUAUGCAGUUCGCUCGUGAGAAACUCGAAGAAAAUGUGAAGGCAAGCAACAUUAAUGAGGUCACACCGGGUAAUUGUGUUGGUUUAUCUGGAAAUUUUACCAAGAAACACAUUGUCGUUUUUGAUGAAUUUGAAGGAGAAUGUUUUGAAGCGAUUAGGCAAACACAAGCGCUUGUUCUCGGUCCAAGAUGUGUUAUCAGUUGCAUGAUGGAUAAUGUGGUAUUACCGUAUAUCGAUUCACCAAUGUACAAUUUGGCCAUGCGCGAUCUGAUAUUGUGUCUGUCAUCAUUUGAUGUUCAAGAGAAGAGAAGGCUGAAGCAACUCAUCGGCUACAUGGGUGGUCGUUGCAUUGACCAAUUAGCUGGAACAGUGACACAUUUGGUAACAGAGAGUGUUAGGACGAGAAAAUAUGAGAUCGCUGUGAUGCAGAAUAUGAAAAUCAUGAAAGCCGCUUGGAUUGACGAAGUGUGGAAGGAAAAUCUGAGCGAAAACAUCCUAGCGACUGACAAAACGUUCGACGAAUAUCAACUGCCGAUAUUCUACAAGCUGAGAGUCACAACGACGGGUCUGACGCGAAGGGAAAAGAAAGAAGUCGAAGAUUUGGUCAAACAAGAAGGUGGAAACUACUUUGGUGAAUUCAGUUCUGGGAAUAUUGACGUUGUCAUAGCCAAAAAGAAUGCCACCGAAACGGCCAAGCUAAAGGCAGCAUUGAAUCAGAAAAAGGACUGUUUGUGCAUCGAAUGGAUUACGGAUAGCGUUAAAAAGGGUGGUGCUCUGCCGAUUGAAGAUUAUCGAAUUGAUUUGCAAGCGAAGAAGCAUACGUCGACACCAGAGAAAGCAUACGCCAAUAGUCCACGGUUUGAAAAUACACAAGCAUCGAAUAUGGAUGUUUCGAAUAUCCCAUUUGCUAGCACGAUAAACGACACGGCAAUGUCUAAUUUGAGCAUCGUUUCGGAUCUUGGCAUGGCCAGUCGAAAACGCAAGAGCAACGAUGCAGCCAAUGAGAACAAGGAUUUGUCCUACAAAGCUGCAUACGGAAAACUCGACGUGAAGGAAGCCAAACGAGCCGGCAACUUUCUCGAUGGAUGCAGCGUUUUCAUGUGUGGAUUCUCAAGCGAAGAAAAGGAAAAGAUCAAUAAAAUCCUGAAUGCCGGUGGAGCAACACGAUUUGAUACAAUCAAUUCGAAUGUGAGCCACAUUCUGAUUGGGAGCCCAUCGAAAAAGGACAUUACAAUGUUGCAAGCAGUCCCAUCAGAUGCUGCUUUGGUAAAACUGGACUGGCUUCUGGAAAGUAUCGCUCAGAAGACAGCUGUCGACAGCGAUAGAUUCAUUUAUCAUUUGAAUGUGGGCAAAUCGAAUGCCGUUGCAGACGAACAAGCCACCGCACCAUCUCCGGCUACCAAACGAAACAUUCUGUUGAUGAGUCAAACAUCAAAACUGAGUACACCAAAGCGUUUGGAUUUCGAUGGCGAUGCAUCAACGGCAAAAGAUCAGUCGACACAUAACGAAUCAACGCUUAAGUCUCAAGAUCAACGGAACAAAAGAGCACAAGCCGAAGAUGACCUCAUCGAUCAGUAUCUGAAGGCACCGGCACCAGCUCAAACUCUAGCACCAGCCAAGGAGCCAGUGGCUGGUCCUAGCAAAACGACGAAUGAUGUGUUCAAAGUGCCAGCUCAGCCAACGGCCAACGAGGAAAGUAGAUUUACGGAUUUCGAAUCAGAAUCGGAAUUCAGCGUCACAAUGAACAAUCAGGUGACGUUUUUGGCAAAUCUCAAGGUAUACAUCAAAGGAUUUGACAUAGAAAGUCAUGAAUCAUUGGUGGAAGAUUGUCGAAUCGCUGGCGCAGAAGUGAUCGAAGACGAUAACUACAAGGGAACAGUCGAUUUUCUCAUCUUGCCUGUGGACGCCAUUACAAUGAAUGGAAUCAAUGUAAAGGCAAAAAGAAUUGUCAAUCAUAAUUGGCUGAUCAAUGCGAAACGAUUGCAUCAAGUCAGCGAAACGGUCAAUUCGGUCGCUGAUCCGAGUCUAGAAAUUCCAUACUUCUACGAGCCAAUUUUCUUUCCAGAGGAUAAACUACCGCUGAUGAAUAUGAACAUCGUGUUCAGCUUAUAUUCAAGCGAUGAACGCUCAUUUCUAUUUCAAUUGGCACAGCUAAUGGGCGCCGAAGUACAAGAGUCCUUCAUUAGAGCGAGCAAACCGCUGCUCAUUUGUCCAGAGGCAAGAAGCGCCAAGUAUCAAGCGGCCAUUAGAUGGAGGCAACCGGUAGUGAAUAAAAAUUGGCUGCUCGACUGUUAUAAAUCGAAAAAACGGAUGGCACUUCGGAAUUAUCUCGUUGGGGAUUCAAUCGCACCCGUCGACGAUAUCGAUGACGAUGAAGAAGUGUUAUGUUCACAAUCAAUAAUGCUGCCUGAUUCAAGAGAUUCAAGCAAGAAUACUCCGGCUAUUCCGAAUCGUCGGGUGGAACAACUUCGAGGUGGUUCGAAACCAUCGAAUACAGCUCCGGACUCACCCAUAAUUCCGCAAUUCAAUCCGGAAGUGUUGAACGAAUUGGACACACCGACUCGAAACUCGAUCCUGCAACGAUUCAAGGAAUUAGACGAGGAAACGCCGCAAACAAAGCGUCGUCGUUAUGAGCAGGCUGGUAUCAAGACGCCAGAAUGCGCUACAACACCAUAUUGGAUGGAAUACAAGCGGCAACAAUUGGAGGAGCGUCGAACGCGUCACGCUCCAACUCAAGAGCAAAUUGAACAGAUUAAAAAGCGAACGCCAUGGUCAGAAGUGAAGCGCAGCUUAUGGAAAGAGGCAUUAGGCGAUGAGUACGAGAGUCCCAGCCAAUGCUACAAUUCCAAUAUUCAGCCGGAUGUGUCACAUGUUAACGAUAGCGUGGUAUCGCGACCAACUGGCAGGGUGUUGAACUAUGACCAACCGGGCACAUCAGGAGAAACAGAAGCCGAUGAACACAUCCAGGCACUGGCUGAUUUCAUCAGCAAAGGCAAACAAGGCAAUGACCAACAACAACAGCAAUACGCUGAUGUGCCAAACACAGCAACAUUCGAAUCAGAGAUGAUGAAUACAGAACAACAUGAGGUUAUCGGUUGGCGUGAUCCAAGUGAAGUAAUUGAAGAUACACCGAAACGUAAUGCAAGGCCAAAGAGCGUGCCAUGCUUUAGUAUAUCAUGCACAAGUGAUGAUCUGAAAAAUAAACUCCUCAAACAAAUCCAAGCGCUGAAGGGAAAGGUGUGCGGUAAUUUGAUGAAAUACGAUAGCGCAUGCACGCAUUUUGUGUGCGAGAAACCAAGUCGCAGUGAAAAAAUGCUGAGCUGCGUUGCAGCCGGCAAAUGGGUGCUUGGCUUGAGCUACAUCGAAAAGAGCUACGAGGCAAAUAAAUUUCUCGAUGAAGAAGAAUUCGAAUGGGGCAAUCCGAAAGCAAAAAAUCUGCCGCACAUUGAAGGCGCCAAUGAUUUAUCGAUUGCACAGGCAGCGCAUCGCUGGCGAAAAAAGUUACAACCGAUCAUCAUUCCAUCGGCAAAGGGAAUUUUCAAGGAUUUCCGUGUAAUUUUGAAAGCGGCCAAACAUGAAAGUAUGCGAACAUUGAUUGAAGCUGGACGCGGACAGAUUAUCGAUGUUAACCCAGAUUUGCCGCUGGACAAGCAAAUGACCUUAUUGGUCGAUGCUACGCAUAUUCUUUGCCAACAGAAUUAUGCAAAAUUCACACCAAACGAAAUCAAAGCGCUUGAUGAGGCAAAUGUGCAUCGGGUGAAUGUUAACUAUCUGCAGGCGUGUAUUACAAACGAAACUACACCAGAUGUUAAACAAUUUUCAUUUAAAAGCAAAGUUUGAUUUUGAAAAUCGUUCCAUUUAAAAGCAAACUCAUUAUAAUUGUUACAAAUAUACACAUACUACGUACUACAUACACACAUACUCAUUCAUUCGUUGAAAUUGUUAAAAUUGUUAAAUAACAUCAGAUAUCAUUUUAGAAAUUUCUUGCAUAAAUCAAAAAUCAAUUUCCAUUAAACAACAAACAAACAAACAAAAAACUCAAACAUUAGAUUGUAGUGAUAAAAAUCAUUGAAUUUUAUGAAGCAUAAUCCAUAAUGCGAAUAGUUUUUUUUAAAUCGUAAUAAAAUUGAUUUCAAUGUGAAAAGUUAUGGGAGAUCACAGGAAAAAAAGAAGAAAUCUGUUGGAAAUAAAUAAUAAUUUUAAAUACA
Molecule: messenger RNA, 5356 nt
Organism: Sitodiplosis mosellana (orange wheat blossom midge)
Lineage: Eukaryota; Metazoa; Arthropoda; Insecta; Diptera; Cecidomyiidae
Gene: mus101
Product: DNA topoisomerase 2-binding protein 1-A
Exons: 16
Coding region: 1056-4988 (1310 amino acids)
Biological process (GO): mitotic DNA replication checkpoint signaling; mitotic G2 DNA damage checkpoint signaling; DNA replication initiation
Source: RefSeq, a predicted model, not a curated record